AUGGGGAAUCUCUCCAACGGAGACCAUGGGCAAGGAUCCAAUGUCUCCCUACUCCAGAUUAUUUUUUACGAGGACAAGAACUUCCAGGGUCGGAGCUAUGAGUGCAGCAAUGACUGCACAGACCUUCACUUGCACUUCAGCCGCUGCAACUCCAUUCGAGUGGAGAGUGGCUGCUUCAUGAUUUAUGAGCGACCCAACUUCAUGGGCCACCAGUACUACAUGAGGAGGGGAGAGUACCCCGACUAUCAGAGAUGGAUGGGCUUCAGUAGCAGCAUUCGCUCAUGCCGGAUGAUUCCAGCGUAUCGAGGCUCUUACAGAAUGCGCCUGUAUGAGAAGCCCGACUUCACCGGUCACAUGAUGGAGUUCAUGGACGACUGUCCUUGUGUGUCUGACCGUUUUCAUCACCGCCAUGUCUACUCGUGCAAUGUUAUGAAUGGCUACUGGAUCUUCUAUGAGUACCCUAACUACCGAGGCAGACAGUACUUCCUGAAACCUGGGGAAUAUCGGAGGUACCGAGACUGGUGUGCCACCUGCGCCAUCGUCGGAUCCUUCAGGAGGGUCGCAGAAUUUUAGCCAUCAAGAAAAGCCUUGCUGUAAAUAUCAAACACUUUGUUUAUUAAAGGUACUGAAUUUUUAACCAA
This is a messenger RNA of Poecilia reticulata (guppy), 641 nucleotides long. The record is from RefSeq and is a predicted model, not a curated record. NCBI's taxonomy places the organism in Eukaryota, Metazoa, Chordata, Actinopteri, Cyprinodontiformes, Poeciliidae.